GGGGCGCUUCGAUCCAUUGCUGUCGGGUCUCGCAUCCCUUCCUCACUCAAAACAUCAUCAUUGUGUUGCCUCGGGGGCUUUCUGCGCCCUUCCGCAUCACCACAUCAUUCUCGUCUUCUUGUUUGACUUUUCUGUAGCUUUUGGCCUGUCGUCGCUUCAGACUUUCGAGCCCAGCCUCCCGUUGACCGGUUGCACGUCGAACCUGAAUCUGUUCGAUUCGUCGCAACAAUCGCGCCCGCGCCCUUGGAAGCCACGACCUGUAUUCCAACCACGCCAGUUCAGAUCAAAGACUUUAUGGCCUCGCGCCUCUAAGUCUUCAUCUCUCUACAAGUAAACAUUACCUUUUAUAAUUGCGACGUCGUUGCUGUUGGCAUCCAGCGCCUCUUUGCGCGAUCUUCAGACAAUCCGUCGACGCAUUCACCGGAGCACGCGCACACCUAGUACGCUUCAACUCCCAACACAAUGGCCAACCAUCACCCUUCGCCAACCAUGGCCAUGCAGGGGCAGCAGCACGGCGGCCCCCCUGGACCCCCUCCGCCGCCGGGUAUGCAGCAAGGGCAGAACUAUGCACCUUCGCGACAAAUCCUCCUGAUGAACGAAGCUGUCUGGAUGCAGAUUGGCAGCUUUGCUGAGCUCCUUGGAAACCUCGAGGAGGCCAUGAAGGCCUACGAUCGCGCCCUCCAAGCAAACCCGCAGUCGGUCGCGGCGAUGAAUGCCAUCAGCUUGAUCCUGCGAACGCGCGAAGAGUUCCACAAGGCAGUUGACUACCUGCAAGCGAUACUCAAAAUUGACAACACCAAUGGCGAGGCCUGGGGCAGCCUGGGCCACUGCUACCUUAUGAUGGACGAUCUGCAGCAAGCCUACGCCGCCUACCAGUCUGCCUUGGUCAACUUGAGGAGCCCUAGGGUUAGUGCUGCCUCCGGCUCUCUGGGUUCUUCAAAUACUAAUACAGCACAGGAGCCCAAGCUUUGGUAUGGCAUUGGUAUCCUUUACGACAGAUACGGCUCUCUUGAGCAUGCCGAAGAGGCCUUCUCCCAGGUCAUGCAGAUGCAGCCGGACUUCGAAAAGGCCAACGAAAUUUACUUCCGUCUCGGAAUAAUAUACAAGCAGCAGCAGAAGUACGGUCAGAGUCUGGAGUGCUUCAAGUACAUCGUCAACUCCCCUCCCCCUCCCCUCACCGAGGAGGAUAUUUGGUUCCAAAUUGGUCACGUUCACGAGCAGCAGAAGGAUUACGAUAGCGCCAAGGCUGCGUACCAGAGAGUUUUGGAACGCGAUCCUAGUCACGCGAAGGUCCUGCAGCAGCUGGGCUGGCUUCAUCACCAGCAGAGCAGCAGCUUCCAGAGCCAAGAGCGAGCUAUCGAGUUCUUGGAGAAGUCCGUUGCCGCCGAUCAAGGUGACGCGCAAAGUUGGUACCUCCUUGGUCGCUGCUACAUGUCGCAACAAAAGUACCCCAAGGCCUAUGAAGCGUACCAACAGGCCGUCUACCGCGAUGGAAGGAAUCCGACUUUCUGGUGCUCUAUCGGAGUGCUGUACUACCAGAUAAACCAAUACCGCGAUGCUCUCGACGCUUACUCUCGUGCCAUCCGGCUCAACCCCUUCAUCUCCGAGGUCUGGUAUGACUUGGGCACAUUGUAUGAAUCUUGUAACAACCAGAUCAGCGAUGCGCUUGACGCAUACCAGCGCGCUGCAGAGCUCGACCCUCAGAACCCUCACAUCAAGGCCCGUCUGCAGUUGCUGAGAAAUGGCGGUGCCAACGGAGGACAGCCCCCCAGCGCUCCUCAGCCUGCCGAUGUUCACCCUCAGGCUUACCAGGUCGGCCCCCCGGCUCCCCAGUGGGGAAGCUCUGCUCCUCAGUCGCAGCAGCAAGGACAGCAGCCUCCUCCGCCUCCCGGACCCGGCGGCCCAGGAAGCAACGGCUGGGGCCGGCUUGCAGACAUCAACCCUCCUCCUCAGCCACCCAACCCGUAUGAGCAGCGUGGCGAGUUCCGUGGCCCGGCUCCCCCCAUGCCGCGACAGCCUAGCCCGAGACAGGAGCAACAGCAGCAGCAGCAGCAACAACAGCAACAACAACAGCAACAACAACAGCAGCAGCAACAGCACGGUGGUCGCCCGCCGUAUCCCGAGCCGCUUCGUCGGAUGGCUAGUCCUCCAUCUCACUACGCCGGACCGCCGCAGCCGCCUCAGCAGCCUCAGGGUCUUCCCACGUCUGCGCCGCGCACCAUCAACCCUAACUACACUCAGCCGUCUUCUGCUCAAAUGCCUCCUAUGAACGUCGGUCCCAAUGGCCCUCCCAGCCAGCCGCCUCACUUCCGUGGCACCAACAGUCCCCGACCUGGUGAGAGGCCCAUGCAUGACAACCGCAUGCCCUCGCCCAAGUCGGCGUACCCCCAACACCAGCCUCCUCCGCCGCCGCCGUACAGCCAUCACCCUGACGGCCCUACUCCCGGACCCAUGGAAGCUAAUGCCCCGCCUCCACCUCCUCCGGGCUCGAUCACCGGAGACCCUGCAUCGCAGCGCAAUGAGCAUGACCGUCCCCCUUCUGUGGGACCCAAGCGCAUGCGUGAGUGGGAGGAGGAGUCUUCUCAUAAGCGACCAGCCAACGAUGAGAACCGAGCCAGGCUCGACGACGUCCGCCCUCGCCGCCCGUCGACUCCUCCGGGACCCCGGGACCAGUACCGCCGCAACUCGUCAGAGGCUCGCCGUUUCGAAGACCAACGCCGCGCCGAAGACCAGCGGAGAGCAGACGACCAGAGAAGGGCAGAGGACAUUCGGAGGGGCGAGGAGCAGCGCCAUGCCAAUGACGGGUACCACCCGUCAGAGGCGGCGCACCACCAGCCCAACCACCCGAUGCCCACCAACCAUCUCCCGCCGAUGCAGUCUGCCGCUGCGCCGAUGCAGAACAUCCUCCACGAUGGACCGCAGAACGGACCUGGACCUGCUUCCGGACCCGCUCCCGGCGUGAAGGAGUAUCCCGCUGAAGAGCGCCCACCUAUUGAGCACACUCCCGCUCCCCGGCCUCCGCAGUCCAGCGAGCCCGAGCGCGCAGCGAGAAAAAUGGACGUCGAUGAGGACUACGAUGAUAGCGGCGAAGACGAGAAGAAGGGCGCCGUGGCCACUACCAACGGUUCGGGUCCGGCUCCGGCGUCGGGGGAGACUAAGACGCCUACGAGCGCAAGCAUCAACGGCCUGAUGGGGCCUACUCCCAAGGUUGAGUCGACUUAAUGGAUCAACGGCUUGAACGUGCUUUGCUUUGUUUUUAUUUGUCUGAGGGAUCCUGUGUUCUCUUAUCGUGUAUACCAUUUCCUUGCUCGUCCUCGUUCUGUCUCCAGAAUCCCCUUUUCGACGGGAAACUGGUGUGUCUACGUGAGGCACUACGGUAGCUUAUGAAGAGAAAAAGUAGUGGUGAAUCUAGACUGCUUGAAUGACUAAACAAUAAAUAUCAAACCAUAUCUGGCACCA
Messenger RNA from Colletotrichum phormii, 3459 nucleotides. RefSeq lists its product as uncharacterized. The record is from RefSeq and is a predicted model, not a curated record. NCBI's taxonomy places the organism in Eukaryota, Fungi, Ascomycota, Sordariomycetes, Glomerellales, Glomerellaceae. Gene Ontology annotation, biological process: negative regulation of transcription by RNA polymerase II. The transcript is spliced from 5 exons. Bases 463 to 3222 code for a protein of 919 amino acids. Gene Ontology annotation, molecular function: chromatin DNA binding; RNA polymerase II cis-regulatory region sequence-specific DNA binding; protein binding. Gene Ontology annotation, cellular component: transcription repressor complex.